Molecule: messenger RNA, 306 nt
Organism: Staurois parvus
Lineage: Eukaryota; Metazoa; Chordata; Amphibia; Anura; Ranidae
Source: the annotation of a GenBank genome assembly
AUGAAGCUUCGCAGAAUCAGCAUCACGAAAUCCUUACGUUUAUAUGACAGCCCCUCCAAGGUGCAGGUGGCCCAGGACAGAAUACCCCAGAGGCACCUGGGUGCUGCAUUCGAUGCACUUUCAGAGUCCAAGAAUUACAGUCCAAAUAGCUCGAUGUCCAGUAACCUUUCUGUUUCUUCAAUGUCCCCACGCCAGUUCUGCCAGGCCACCACCAGAGCCGGCCAGCCAUGCCGAAACAAAAGCCAGCAGCGGCCAGGAGUUUUGCCGGGUUCACUCUUCAGGGCAAACGUCCUACACAGCACAGUG